Messenger RNA from Drosophila navojoa, 1939 nucleotides. It is a transcript of the gene sau, whose product is annotated as Golgi phosphoprotein 3 homolog sauron. Lineage: Eukaryota; Metazoa; Arthropoda; Insecta; Diptera; Drosophilidae. Gene Ontology annotation, cellular component: trans-Golgi network; cytosol; Golgi cisterna. Gene Ontology annotation, biological process: Golgi vesicle budding; retrograde vesicle-mediated transport, Golgi to endoplasmic reticulum; Golgi organization. Gene Ontology annotation, molecular function: phosphatidylinositol-4-phosphate binding. The record is from RefSeq and is a predicted model, not a curated record.
GUAUGAUUCAGUUCAUCGUGCGCGGCAUUGCUCAACACUAGACGAAAAAUGUCACGUCGAAGAAACAGAAAAGACACAAAAAAUAUAUUAUAAAGCUCAUUAUGCGCAAGUAUUUAAAUAGAUACAAAAUAAUAUAAAAAUAUGCAAUUGUAUACUUAGUAUGUGCUUUGAUUGAUUCGAAAAAUUGUUAACGUAAAUUAUAAAGUUUUAAUAAAAUAUAUAAACAACAACGAAGGCGACGUAGUUUAUGGGUGCAUCUCUUUAGUGCGAAAAGAAGAAAAAACAAGAAGCGGAAAAAGUGUGACAAAACCAAAAAAAAAAAAAAAAAAUCAGCGAAACUUGCAGUAUAAUAAUAACACACAAAGUAAUAACACGGAGCCACACACACACACAGAAAGACAAACGCACACCAACACGACAGAAGUACACAAUAGGCAGCAAAGAGGAGGCAGGUGGCAGCUCAGUCAACAAUUGUGCCACACAUACAAAAAAUAGAAAUAAAUAAAAAUUAAGAAGAGACCACAAAGAAUCAUAAACAUAAUGAAUCGUAGCGACGGCUUGGUUAGGCGCGCUGUCAAGCCACGCGAGAAUGGAGCCGAAGGCGGUGGAGCGGGAUUGAAUGCGAACACACCGGACGACAAUCAGGACGCGCACGACAGCAACAAGGAUCAGGAGGAUAACAUCGAUGAUGGCGACUCCAAGGAGACACGUCUUACGCUUAUGGAGGAGGUGCUGCUGCUUGGCCUUAAGGAUAAAGAGGGUUACACAUCUUUCUGGAAUGAUUGCAUAUCAAGCGGCUUGCGUGGUUGUAUUCUCAUUGAGCUGGGCCUGCGUGGACGUGUUAUGAUCGAGAAAUCGGGCAUGCGGCGUCGUGGCUUGUGUACAAGAAAGCUAAUACUGAAAUCGGAUCAGCAAACUGGCGAUGUUUUGUUGGAUGAGGCACUGAAACACAUUAAGGAAACAGAUCCACCAGAGACGGUGCAAAGUUGGAUCGAAUAUCUGAGCGGUGAAACUUGGAAUCCACUGAAAUUGCGGUACCAGCUGAAAAAUGUUCGCGAGCGUCUGGCCAAGAACCUCGUCGAAAAGGGUGUGCUCACAACGGAAAAGCAAAACUUUCUGCUCUUUGACAUGACGACUCAUCCGCUCAGUGAUAAUGUGGUUAAGUGCCGUCUGGUCAAGAAGAUACAAGACGCGGUACUUUCCAAGUGGGUGAACGAUGCGCAACGCAUGGAUAAGCGAAUGCUGGCACUUAUCUUCCUGGCGCACGCCAGUGACGUCAUCGAGAAUGCAUUUGCGCCGCUCAACGACGAUGACUACGAGGUGGCCAUGAAACGUGUGCGCGAACUGCUCGACCUCGACUUUGAAGCGGAGGCGGCCAAACCGAAUGCAAACGAAAUACUUUGGGCUGUGUUUAUGGCGUUUACGAAAUAGAGCGAUUUCCUAACUCCAGAACCCCUCCCGCAACCUGGCACCACAGCAGUCAGCAGCAACACACACACAUACACACAGAGUCACACACAUAUAUACACGCUCACACACAAACACACGCACACUUACACCAACACUCCCAAGAUUUUCAUAUUCGGCUGCUUGUUUUCCCACUGAAUCGGGUGAUUCCAAAUGCGCCCGUACUUCGGAUUUCCUUCAGUUAAUUUAAAAUACAAAAAUCGUGCGAGAGACAGUACGCUGGGUUAUAGAAACAGAUAUGUAUAUAUAUUAUUUUCUAUAUUCCGCCCUCAAAAUAUCCGAUGAAAAAUUAUUCGUUUUAUUUCGUUUAUUUUUUGAUUAUUAUUUCAUUUCGCAAUUUAAUUUAUAUGAACGAAUUGCUAGCUAUUAGUUGAAUUUUACUAACAAUUAUAUGCCGUAUUAUUCCAUAAAUUGUGUUCUAUGUAAUUUGAAACAUUUUCGGCAUGCGAAUAAACGAUAUAUCAAAAUUUCA